Molecule: messenger RNA, 1035 nt
Organism: Cornus florida
Lineage: Eukaryota; Viridiplantae; Streptophyta; Magnoliopsida; Cornales; Cornaceae
Product: small ribosomal subunit protein uS7-like
Exons: 5
Coding region: 93-761 (222 amino acids)
Biological process (GO): ribosomal small subunit assembly; translation
Cellular component (GO): cytosolic small ribosomal subunit; ribosome
Molecular function (GO): structural constituent of ribosome; mRNA binding; rRNA binding
Source: RefSeq, a predicted model, not a curated record
AUAUACAACUUGAAACCCUACUUUUACACCUCCUUUCACUCUCGCCUUUCUAGCUUCGAGACCUCCUCCGGCAUUUUCCUGAAGUUUCAGUAAUGGCGGCUGCUGUUGCUAUUCCACAAGCUGCGACUGCGACAGGACCUGGGACUGGGACGAACCCUAAGAAGGACAAGGAAACUCUUCCUCAUACCGAUGUGAAGCUGUUCAACAGAUGGUCGUACGACGAUGUUCAGGUUCAGGACAUUUCUGUGGAGGAUUACAUUACGGCAACUGCUGCCAAGCAUCCGACCUAUAUGCCUCACACAGCUGGGAGGUACCAAGCCAAACGUUUUAGGAAGGCACAGUGCCCAAUUGUGGAGAGGCUGGUCAACUCUAUGAUGAUGCAUGGGCGGAACAAUGGGAAGAAGCUGAUGGCAGUUCGCAUUGUUAAGCAUGCAAUGGAAAUUAUCCAUUUGUUGACUGACCAAAAUCCUAUCCAGGUCAUUGUUGAUGCUGUAAUCAACAGUGGACCAAGGGAGGAUGCUACUAGAAUUGGUUCCGCUGGUGUUGUGAGGCGUCAGGCUGUUGAUAUUUCUCCCCUGCGUCGUGUCAACCAGGCAAUUUAUCUCCUUACAACCGGUGCUCGUGAGAGUGCUUUCCGGAACAUCAAGACCAUAGCUGAGUGCCUUGCUGAUGAACUAAUCAAUGCUGCCAAGGGUUCUUCCAACAGCUACGCAAUUAAAAAGAAGGAUGAGAUUGAGAGGGUUGCGAAAGCCAAUCGUUGAGCAUGGAUGGUUGGUGGCACGGAGGAUGCUUUACACAAUGAAAGUUUUGAUCCUGUGUUGCUCAUUAGUUUUUCUGUCCUAUAACUUUUCUGGCAAAAAUUCUUCUUUUCUUAGUUGAACUAUAUAUUUAGUGACUGCCACCUGCUUCUUAUUGGUGAUUGUUGUGGAAUGGUGGCCUGGCGUGUUUUUUUGUUAAGCAUUCAUUUUUGUAUGGACAUCGUUUGGAAAGGCUGAUCCAAACAUUUUGGUUAAUUUUAUUGGAUUUUUCUGAGUA